Molecule: messenger RNA, 2640 nt
Organism: Lodderomyces pseudojiufengensis
Lineage: Eukaryota; Fungi; Ascomycota; Pichiomycetes; Serinales; Debaryomycetaceae
Product: U4/U6-U5 snRNP complex subunit
Exons: 1
Coding region: 1-2640 (879 amino acids)
Biological process (GO): spliceosomal tri-snRNP complex assembly; mRNA splicing, via spliceosome
Cellular component (GO): catalytic step 2 spliceosome; U4/U6 x U5 tri-snRNP complex
Molecular function (GO): protein binding
Source: RefSeq, a predicted model, not a curated record
AUGAGUAGUAACAAAUUAGCAUUUUUGGACCAAGAAGCUCCACCUGGUUAUGUUGCAGGAGUAGGAAGAGGUGCAGUUGGGUUUAGUACUGGAGCAGAUUUCAAACAUGAAUUGCCACAAGUUGAUGAUGAUGAUGAUGACGACGAUGAAAAUUUGAUCAAUCAAGAAAUCAAUGACAAGGGUUUACUAGUGGCUCGUAAAAGAACUGAAGAGGAUGAGGAAGAAGACAAAGUGUAUGAGCAAAUCGAGCAAAGACUUAAGAGAAGGAAAACAAAACCUCAGCAAAAGCAAGUGUUAUCUGGUGUUAAAAACGAACCAGACAAAAGAUCACAAUUUUUAGAUUUAAAAAAGGACCUAGUGGCACUAACAGAAGACGAUUGGAUGUCAAUACCGGAAGCUGGAGAUAUGACUAGAAAAAAUAAAAGACAACGUAUAUUAGAUCAACAGCUGCAAAGGCUAUAUGCUGUUCCAGACCAAAUCUUAGCUGGAAAUAACGGAAACUUUGGAUUCACUAGAAGUUUGAAUACAUCUAAUAAUAAAAGUAACGCAUUAAGUGCUCAAUUAGAUAGUUUGUUGGCCAGUUCACGCAAGACUCAAAAUAACGGCAUCGAAAAAGAACUAGAACAAGAAAUAAUGUCCUUUGAUGGGGUUGACAGGGAUGCUAAGUACACAGACUUGAAAAAAAGUAGACUCAUAUUCUCAUCUUUAAGAAAGACUGAACCUUACAAAUCAAGCACAUGGAUUUCAUCAUCAAGAUUGGAGGAAGAUGCCAAAAAUUUCAAUAAAGCACGAGAAUACAUACAGCAGGGUUGUAAGAUGAUACCGGGUGACGAGGAUGUUUGGUUGGAGAAUAUACGGCUCAAUGAGAUUGACACCGAUUUUGCAAAAGCAAUAAGUAAAGAAGCGUUGACCUAUUGUAAUAAGUCUAUCAAAUUAUGGUCGAAAGCAAUCGAUUUGGAGAUGGACAAAAAAUUAAAGAAGAGACUUGUCAUGAAGGCGUUGCAACAACUACCGAGAAAUCUAGAAUUAUGGAAAAAAAUUUUGGAACUAGAGGAUGAUCUGGAAGUAAACAUGAAAUUAUUGUUGAAAGCUGUUGAUUUGUGUCCUCAUGAAUGGGAUCUUUGGUUGAAAUUGAUAGUAUCGUCCAAUUACAACGACGCCAAAGCACAUCUAAACAAAGCAAGAAAAAUAUUUUUGAGUGAUUUGAAAGUUUGGAUUCAAGCAUUAAAAACAGAAGAACGUGAAAAUCCAACUGAACUUUCGAAAUUAAAUAAACUAGCAGAGAAAGCAGUGAAGGAUAACAAGUUGACCGAGCCCGAGAGGUGGUAUGAAGCUGCCUUAGAUUUAUCCAAUGAUGGUUUUAAAAAUUCAAGUCGAGCCGUAUUGGAACAAUUUUUAAAAUAUUCAAAGUUCGAUUCAAAUGCAUUGAUAGCAGAAGCACAAAAUUACAACAAAUUUCAUCUGGAACUAAGUCAGAUCAUUUUAAAUUAUGUAAUCACCUCAGAUCCUCAAAAUCUUGUCGUUUGGAAUACAUUAUUCAGCAUUUUGAGAAAAUCUAGAGACUUUGACUUAUUAUUUAAUUACUACAAAAAAGCUAUAGAGUCCAAUCCUGAGGUAGUCACUUUGUAUCUAAGUUUUGCUGAAGAUAAAUGGAAAUUACAGAAAAAUGCCACGGAGGCAAAGAGUUUGCUAUGUUCGGCCGACGAUAAAUUGAACGACGACUCAAUAAAACUUGCUAUCUUCAAUAUGGAUUUUUUGGUGGGAGAUUUGAACAAUGCUAAACUUUACAUCCACAAUGUGAUACAGUCAGAACCAAAUAGAAACGUCAAAUUUUGGUAUAAGUAUAUAUACGCUAUGCAGUGCUUGGAACUGGAUCCACGGGAGGUUUUGAAAAUUAUUCAAGAUGCAAUUGACAUCUUUCCUGAUGACGUGGAAUUAUCUUUGAAAAAGCUUCAAGUUUUGAUCAAUGAUAUUAACGAUUUACAAACAGCUAGACAGUUUGUGUCUUCAAUUGUCGAUGGAAAUCAAGCUUGCCCAGCAUUGUGGAUUAAAUAUAGCGAAAUCGAAGCAAAAUUGGGAGUGUUGAUUAAAGCUAGAUCAGUUUUGGAAAAAGCAUCAACUAUUUAUCCUCAAUCAGUUGAUAUUGCAAUCGCUCAAAUUGAGUUAGAAAAGAGAUCAAACAAUGUAUCAGCGGUUAAGAGUUUGACAAACAAGUUUGUCAAGAAGUUCUCCUUUAACUCAUACAUUUGGUAUUUAUAUUUAUCGUUAAUUCCAAAGAUGUCACACAAAAAACCAGAGUUUGUAAAUGCUUUAAAACAGACGAAUAAUUCUCUGGAAAUGUUAAUGUUUUUGGGUCAGUUUUUUUGGCAAGACGGUAAAUACUCCAAAGCAAAACAAUGGCUUGAGAGAAGUUUGGAAGCUGAUAUUCAAAAUGGUGACGCUUGGGGUUGGAUGAAUAAUUAUUAUAAGUCCCAUGGUACUGAUGUCGAAAAGGAAAAAUUUAGAAAAGAAUAUGAAGAGAUCUUUGAUGACAUUAACAAAGGCAUGAUAUUUUUGAGAACUAAAGGAAGUCCAAAUAAUUACAACAAGACAUCUUUGGAAUUGUUACAAUUAACUUCUAUUGAGUUACUUAAGACUUAA